UUUCUACCUUUUUUUUUUUUUUGCUACCUUGUCUUUUUUUUUAACCUUACACGUGCUGGUCUGCUGUAAUCUAAGUUAGAAGACAUGGCUCAGGCCCAGGCUAGAAGAAACACUUGGGAAGGUUUCAAUCCUCAGCAACCACCAACAGCGGUACAACAACAGCAGCAGCAGCAACAGCAAUACCAUACUUUUGCUGCGGAAAUAAAUCCUAUUGAUACGUUGCAUAGCUAUAUAUACGAUUAUUGUAUCAAGCGCAAUUAUCUCAACGCUGCUCAUGCUUUUGCGAGCGAAGCCAACGUCAACGUUGAUCAAAAAGUUCAAAUAGACGCCCCUGAAGGUUUUCUUUCAGAAUGGUGGGCCGUGUUUUGGGAUCUAUAUAAUGCCAAACUUAGAGAUCCAAACGCAAGUAAAGAGGCCUUUUUGUACGAUGAGCACCAGGCGGCUUUGCGAGCACAGCGUGAUCGCUUCAAUCAACAGAAAAUGAUGAAUCAAGUCUUGCAGCAGCGACGAAUGUCCGAGUUUCAGGCUAAGCAGGCACAGCAAAUGGGUCAAGAGAUGGCACACGCGUCACCAGCUAAUAGUAAUACUUCAUUACCUAAUAAUCCUAAUAUGCCACCCCCAUCCGCCGGCAAUAUCAUUCACACACCUCAAACUGCUCCAAGUACUCUACCUAAUCAACCACCACGUGUAAGCGCGUCGCCGUCCUUUUCUCCACAACAGGUGCAAAGACAAGGUCCUGGACCUGAUCAACCACAACAACCUGGUGAUCAACCAAUGAUGGGUCCACCUAUGCCUGGGAGUGGUCAGCAGAUCCCAGGUCAACCGCCUAUGAACCGUCCCAACAUGCAAAUGAUACACAGUAGUAUGAUUGCCGCUGCAAUGAAUGCUCUUGGUUUUGGUGGUAGAGACGCUGCGACAUUGACUGCUGAGGAAAAGGCAUCCGUUCAAAAUCACAUAAAAAGACAACAGAUGGCACAAAUGCAGUCUGCCCUAUCUCGUAACCCUGCCAUGAGUGGACUUACCCCACAGCAAGUUCAUGCUAGGAUGCAAAUGCAGGCUUACAUGAACGUGAACCAGCAAAUGAUGCAGCAGCAAGGUCAACCACCAUCUGCUCUUCAGCAGCAGCAGCAGCAACAGCAGCAGCAACAACAACCAGCUCAGCUUCAGGCAUAUCAAAUGCAAUUACAUAGGCAGAUGCAAUGGCGCGCUCAACAGCAACAACGCGUCAUGCAGGCUCAACAGCAACAACAGCAGCAGCAACAACAACAAGGGGGCCCUCAGCAACAGCAACAACAACAGCAGCAGCAACAGCAGCAGCAACAGCAACAGCAGCAAUUUGCACAACAGCAGCCGCCAAUGAAUGGGCCUGGAACCAUGCAUCACCAAAUGAUGCCGGGUAUGCCAAAUCAACAGAUGAUGGGAAUAAACCAGGAUCCAGCACAAUAUCAGAAUACCCUUGCACAGUUGAACAAGAAUCAGCAAAUGAUGCAGCAAUAUCGACAACAACAAAUGCAGAGAAUGAUACAGCAAUCACAGCAAGCUAAUCAACAAAUGGCUGCGCUUCAGCAACAGCAUCAGCAACAGACAGUAAAUGCUACUGCUAGCCCAAAGCGUAAACAAGCAGGCGAUAAUGUUGGCACUCCACAGUCGAUGCAAUCUCCCCAGAUGCGAACAAACAAUGCUGAUAGUCCUAAAACUGUCGGGAGUAUCCAACAGUCUCCUCAAACUACUACGUUGGAGGGAAACACCCCCAGCUCUCCGCUUGUUCAAAUGCAACAGCGAUUGGCACAGCAGAGAUUGCAGCAGCAGCAGGCUCAGCAACAGGCCCAACAGCAGCAACAACAACAGCAGGCCCAGCAACAUCAAGCUCAAUUUGGCUCUCAAACUUCAGAUCCUAGAGCUAGUCAAUCGCCUCAGAUCAACCGGCAAAACGUCAACACACCGGCCAGUCAACAGCGAAGUGCAUGGAAUCAACCACCCAUGGACAUGAAUUCUCCAGCUUUCUCAGUCAACCAAGAUAACUCAGUCAGUUCUCCUGCCAACCCAUCCGAGUCUCCACAAGUGGCGCAAGCUCAGGCAAACACUCAAUUGCAACAGCAGAUGGUAGCUAACAACAACAACCAUCCGCAACAAGGAGCUGCAGACGCGGGGGCAAAUGGAGAUAUGGGCAUGAACUUUGACUUGGAGAAAUUUGUCAUGGAAGAUAGUGGCGAUUUUGCAGAAUUGUCUGACAUGUUUGCUGGAGACGAUGAAGGUGGUGACUCUAAUAUGCUGAUGGCAGCGGAAGGCAACGAUAUGGAUCCAUUUGGGGGUGGUUUUUUAGCUAGCAUGGGUGGCGGUACUGGAGUUGAUUCGAACGCUGCCACCCAUACUAACGGUCAACCCAUCCAACUCUACUGUGAUCUCCAAGGCCAUACCACCAAAGUUUCUACCUGUACUUUUACGUUGGAUGGAAGCUGGCUUGCCAGUGCUGGGCAUGACAAAAAGGUCUUGGUUUGGAACGUGGCUGAGAAGAAGCUGGCUUUGAGCCUUGAAGGGCAUAGUAACCAAGUGACCAACGCGCGGUUUAGUCCUGACAACCGUAACUAUUUAGCGACUGGAUCUUAUGAUAAAUCCCUUCGUAUUUGGGAUGUAGGAACUGCCUUGAGCAGUGGAAGUAUGUCAGUACAGGCUAUCAACAAAUUCGAUUGCAAGACCCAAGUUACUGCUGUAGAUUUCUCGCCCGAUCGUCCAGAAAUAGUUUGUUCUCUCGAUGCUGAAGGAGAACUCAAAGUGUGGAAUUUGACUGCUAGUCAGUGCGAGAAGACUAUUCGUAUGGUAAGUGAAUGCUCAAACGUAAGCUGAAGAAUGAUCUGUUAUUAACUCGUGGUUUGAUCCGUUGCUAGUCCACGUCCAAGUCGAAUUACUCGCCUAACCCACUCCGGUUCAACCCUAGAGGAAAUAAUAUAUUGGCUGCAGCGGUGUCCACUACUCUGCAUAUUCU
Molecule: messenger RNA, 2983 nt
Organism: Umbelopsis ramanniana AG
Lineage: Eukaryota; Fungi; Mucoromycota; Umbelopsidomycetes; Umbelopsidales; Umbelopsidaceae
Exons: 6
Coding region: 85-2844 (919 amino acids)
Molecular function (GO): transcription corepressor activity; protein binding
Source: RefSeq, a predicted model, not a curated record